Molecule: messenger RNA, 4117 nt
Organism: Ectocarpus sp. CCAP 1310/34
Lineage: Eukaryota; Phaeophyceae; Ectocarpales; Ectocarpaceae
Source: the annotation of a GenBank genome assembly
GGUACCGGCAGUCCAGGAAGCCGAGCCAUUUUCCCAAUCCUGGAACGACUAUCUCCUUCAGGGACCCAUUGCUACCAAUCAGCAAGACUUGCCCUCGUUGCUAGGGAUAGACGGCGUGGGCAAUAGCGGCGGCGGUGGUGGAGAGCCACAUGGCACCGCGCCAAUGACGUCUGGACCCUCUUCGUCUUCUCUGGCCUCAUAUGCCUCCUCCUCCAACCCCGGGAUCGAGCUGGGCUGGGUGCAGCAGCAGCAGCAGCAGCAGCAGCAACAGCAAGGUUUAUUCGAGGCGUUGGCGGCAGCGGGAGGGGCUGGCGCUCCUUUCUUUGCUUUGCCUCCUGCGGCCACGGCACCCCACGACGCCCCUUUAGCUGCUGCGGCGGCCGCACAGGGGAAUGUGCUGCAGCAGGGGGGUGUAGCCGCUGACGGUGGCGUAUCCGCCGCCAGGAACUUCUUGUUGCAGCAGCAGCAACAGCAGCAGCUCCUACAGACGCAGCUGUUGCAGAAGCAGUUCCUGCAGAAGCAGCAGGAGCAGCAGUUCCUGCAGCUCCGGUCCCAGCAGCAGCAGCAGCAGCAGCAGCAACACGUGGCGGCGUGGGAAGACCGCGAAUCUGCCGGCGAGGACGGGACGUCAUCGUGGAACAGCGGCAACAGCAUCGAUGACCCCCCAGAGGUGGACAACAAACUCCUCACCCCGGAAGAAAGACUAGAGCGCAACAGGAUCAGGAACAGGGACCACUCCCGCAGGUCUCGCCAGCGCAAGAAAGCCUUGGUGGAAGGCAUGAAGAACCAGGUGACGGAGCUGGGAGCGUACCGCAUGCUCGUGGAGCAAGCGCACGACCUCAUCUCGGCUCACACGACGGACGACCGCACGGUGUUCCUGUACGCUUCGAACGCCUUCCAGCGGGCCCUGGGAAUCAGAACCGAGGACCUCCUUGGUGUUCAGCUCAUCCACCUCGUACACCCCGAUGACGCUGGGAGGGUAACCGAGGCGCUUCGUCGCGCCCUGCUGUGCAACCAGGUUACCCAGGUUGUGGUUUACCGCUUGAGGCACCAGCAGCAAGAGUUCACGGUGGAGAGUUCUUUUCGAGUAGUUCCGACGAAGCUCGUGGCGAUCACGAGGGUCGGCGGGCCCGGCGUGGCNGGGGGGGGGGGGGGAUAGAGAAACAUGGGGGGUACGCAAACGGAGGGAGGAGGGGAGGUAGGUGCAACAGGUGGGUGCUUGGGCGAGAAGAAGUGCAGGCACCAAGGAGGUCAGGUCGUGCCGACAAAAACGGCUGUCUCAUCGCCGGCAGAGAGAGUAAGGGGCCGCGUUGCCAGAACGGGAGAAAGAAGCGCAGGUAGAAAGCCGCCCCCUUUGCAGAGAGAGGGUUUGACGGUGUUCCUGGCGUCGGCUAUGCUGCAAUUGCCUCUACGACUGCGCAUGCCCACCCUCUCUUACGUUCCGGUCGUUGUGCACACCGAUGGUGUUACCUUCCCGUGCGUCAACUCUUCGACUUAUCACGGGGGAGUUCGUGUGUACCCCCGUCGUUUGCAGAGCGGCAAUCCUCGAACGCCGGGGAUAGCUAGCUCACGGUCCAAUUUCCGGUCGCGAAGGGCAUUUUGUUUUCAUGGCCGGGGGCAAGAGGUCUGAGAAGUUUUUGUUUUUUGGCGUGUCUUGGCGUCACGGCCGACUUUUCAGUGCUACUGCGGGCGAGUGCGUUUGUACAAAAAUGGUGUCAAAGACACCGUGUUACGUGUGGCGGCCGUACCUUACGCCUCCUGGUUUAUGGUUUUCCUUCAUACGUCCAACACGAUAGAGACAAAGGAUAUGGCACGGUUCCUUGUCCGGUGAUUCAUGGGUUGAGGUCAUCGGUCGAACACCGAUAUCAUUAUACUCGGAGUACUGACUUACAACCUUUUUUUUGUUCUGUUAUGGUAUUUAAUAUGUUAUGGGUGAGUUGGGUGGGGUUUUCUUCGUCGCGGAAAAAAAAAAAAAAACACGAAUGUAUUAUACAAACGUGUGGUGCGUGGUACCUUGGCCGUAAUUUACUUCUUGAUGACUUGAACAUACUAUAGAAGAGGUAUUGUGGCUGUUUCAUUUUCUUCACCGUGCUCUAGCGCCGAAAGUCUGUAGACUAGAGGUACGUGUCGCUCUUUUUGCUCUAACUUGUUUCUCGACAAGACAUUUAAUACGGUUGUGUGUGUGUGGUGCAAUGGGUAUGGUUUUUUACCAUCACGCGGGAGGGUUCUCCAGCUGUGUGGAAAGAAUGGUGUGUGAAGGUGCUCCUUUACUUCUUCUUUCGUGAACUUGAGUGGUUGCUGCAUUAGGACGAGAACAGGGAGUCGACUUGGGUAGUGUCAAGCUUCUGUCGUGCUUGACGUUGUUCCUCGUCUUCUGCGAGAACCGCAUGGAUGACUUUGUUGGAGGUCGUUGCUGCCUGUUUUCGUUUUUUCAGAGGGUCUCAUAUCGCCUGCCAUACGUCCGGCGUCGACCAUGGACUCCAGAAGCUUUGCAGUUCAAUAGGCCAAUAGUGACGCAAAUAUGUCGUUCAAAAUUUAAAGAGAAGGGAUUUCGCCUAUUAGGGAAACAAAACUUACUAUCAAUAUUAUUUGGAUACCAAUUUUUGAAGUACAAAUACUAGAACUAUUUGACCGAUAUUAUUAAGCAGACCAAUCAAUACUGGGUAGUUCUGUUUUAGCUCGGGGGUGAUCAUCGAUCGAACACACACGUGUUUCACACGGCGGGUCCGAGAAGUCGUUAGGUGCACUAGCUUUUUACGGCGAGGCGGGGUGGUGGGUGAUUCGCCUUGCUUGGCAACAAAUCGGAGAGUAGUGCGCGUACGGUGCGCUGCAUCCUUCACGCGGGGGUGUACGCGCGAGCGACAACCGCGUGGGCUCCCCCUUUUUUUUUUUUUAGUUCCAUGACGUUCUGUUGCUGCGUGUUCUUGUACCCGGAGUAAUACCGACUUGUUGUACUAGUGUAUGACGUGCGUAUUUUGUAGACUCCAAAAAGAGUUUUGACCAAUCAGCGAACUGCGUUCCACAAAUGUUGGGAGGCGUGGUGAUGGAACGAGGCGGGGAGGAAUUAUUGUGCUAGCGGGCGAUUUGAUGAAUGUAGUAUCGAUGUUUGUCCCCGCCGCCAUACAUAUGCUCGCAGGGUGGGGAAAGGGGAUCGAUUGUUUCUGUUUCGGUCGUGGGGGUGUCUGUUGGUUGGACGGAUAAAGAACGGGGCUUGCAAACUCCUUCGAUUCCCCGUGUUCCGAGCAGCAACGACUCUGCCCAGAGGAGUAACUUGAAGAAUGCUUGUUCUCGUUGUAGCAGCUUGCCGUUCGACUCAAUCAAGUGCGCGCAUUUAUUUUCGUCCGGGAGUGGAUGCAGGUUUUUGCGUCAUCUGAGCAGGCGGCGGGGGGUGGCUCUUACCCUACGUUACAAAGCAAGCGCGCGUUUUUUGCGUGUUGCCUCGUCUCGUCUCGUCUCGUCUCGUCUCGUCUUGUUGUUGUUAUUGCUUGUUGGAUUUUCUUGCCUGGUGUCUCAUUGUACUGUAUUUAUUGUCAUUGUUAUUGUCGUUGUCGUCCCUGUGACGUGUCAGUCCUUACCGUGCUAUCCGUCCAGCAUGCAUGCUUGUUUUUUCAAGCAGGGGCGGAACAUUUCAUGAUUUAUUUGUUCGUUUGCACGAAGUCUUCGAUUUUUUUGUUCGGUGUGGGUGGGAUGGAAAGGGAGGGUUUGAGAGGAAGCGGUCAUCAUCAAACAAAACCAACACACGCAGAUGUUCUUGCAUAAUAAUUCGACGUACUCUAUGAUAACGCACCACAUAAUUUUGGUAGUUCAACUCCCGGCGUUUGGAGACAUGACUGACUGGGGAACGAAGUAUGUAGUUGCACCAUUGUGAGGCAAUUUCUCGUAGCCAGUCCUGGUCUGCCUAUUGUUUUCCGUGUCUUUUCGAGUGUCAUGGGGAAUUGCUUGCAUGCAGCGCCUUUUCUGUACUGCAAAUGUUCGCUUUCGUUUGUUUGUGACAACGAUGAAGAAAUUCAAAUAGCGUGCAUACAUGGAUAGUAGGUGUUUUUUCAUUUGAUUAAAUUAGGUUUUGGGUUUGGUUUAUAAAUUAAUAUUUGUUUUUGGGGUUUGUAAAGGUGAUGCG